AUGCACUGGAAGGCGACAAUAGUGCUCAUCUGCGCUUUUGGCAUCAUCAAGGAAUUUCGCCCGGCGACGCCUUUCCUUACUCCAUUCCUCAUGUCGCCUCCCAAAAAUUUCACAAACGUUCAAGUUUACAGUGAAAUAUAUCCAUAUUGGACAUAUUCCUAUAUGGUCUUUCUGGUUCCAUCAUUUUUUCUAACCGAUUUACUGCGGUACAAGCCAAUUGUUUUGGUGGAAGCGGUCUCACUAUGUGUAACCUGGAUUUUAUUGAUAUGGGGCAAGACAAUAUGGCAGAUGCAAAUCAUGCAAAUCGCAUUUGGAAUAGCAUCGUCAUGCGAAAUUGCCUACGAAUCAUACAUGUUUCUGAUCGUGGACCAAAAGUAUUACGCUCUUGUUGCAUCGUACACACGAGCCGCCACUUUGGCUGGCCGGUUUUUUGCAUAUGCAUUGGCACAAUUUCUUAUUUCAUUCAAAUAUGGAUCGUACCUUUUGUUAAAUCAAAUAUCGUUUGUCGCAACCUGUAUAAUCAUUCCAAUUGGGUUAGCUUUUCCCCCUAUAACGAAGGAAAUGAUUGCAAACAGAGCACGAAAGGAAGAAGCUCAAGAUCAGAAACAAACCACCAAUACUACGAAUGUUGACCAAGAGGGAGGGGAAGCUUCAAAAGAACGAGGACAACAAAUUUCCAAAGAAAGCACUAAUCCGGAUGCAAAACCACCUGUAGAGGAGCAAACCGUUGGGGAUUAUUUUCGCUCGAUGUUCGGUCAUUUCAAAGUAUUUAAGCGGAAUAGUUUGAUUCUGAAAUGGAGUAUAUGGUGGGCAUUAACUAGCUGUGGCGUUUAUCAGGUUAUGAAUUAUGCCCAGUCGUUGUGGGCGACCAUGCAGAUUAUCUCAGACACAUUUAACGGAAUAGCCGAAUGCGCCAACACAUUAAUUGGGGCAUUGAUAUCAUUUGGAGUUCAGUACAUGCGUGUGAACUGGGUUGCGCGAGGUGAAUAUAUACUGUUUGGCACCUCACUUGCUAUUGCUGUUUUCGUGGCCAUUAUGUCGCAAAGCAAAUCAAUUGCUGUUUCUUACGUUCUUUACGUCGGAAACUUGUGUCUUUGGGCUGAAAUGUGUACGUGUUACAGUGCGAAUAUAGCGUCACAGCUGGAUUCAGCAAGUUACGGCUUUGUUUUUGGACUGGAUACUUUUAUUGCACUUCUUCUGGAGACAAUCCUUACUUUUGCUGUAGCUGACAAACAUGGCCUUGCAUUAUAUAUUCGAGAACAGGUACCACAAUUUCUUUUCUUGCUUGCACCGCAGUCAGGAAUGGUCACAUGUAGUUUUUUCACUAAGGCUUGCCAAAUCGGCGCAGUGGGAUAAAA
Messenger RNA from Gongylonema pulchrum, 1358 nucleotides. NCBI's taxonomy places the organism in Eukaryota, Metazoa, Nematoda, Chromadorea, Rhabditida, Gongylonematidae. The record is from the annotation of a GenBank genome assembly.